CAUGCGCGAGCCUGGCGCAGGCUCGUGGGACGCACCGCAGGAAGAUGGCAGCCCUGAGUUUCCCCACGCCAUUGCACGGACACGUGGGCCGCGGCACCUUCAGCGACGUGUACGAGCCCGCGGAGGACACGUUCCUGCUUUUGGACGUGCUCGAGGCAGCGGCUGCCGAGCUGGCAGGAGUGGAAAUAUGCCUGGAAGUAGGGGCAGGGUCUGGUGUAGUUUCUGCAUUCCUAGCCUCUAUGAUAGGUCCUCAGGCUUUGUACAUGUGCACUGAUGUCAACCCUGAGGCAGCAGCUUGUACCCUAGAGACAGCACGCUGUAACGGAGUCCACAUUCAACCAGUUAUUACAGAUUUGGUUAAAGGCUUGCUACCAAGAUUGAAGGAAAAAGUUGAUCUUCUGGUGUUUAACCCCCCCUAUGUAGUGACUCCGUCUGAAGAGGUAGGAAGUCACGGAAUAGAAGCAGCUUGGGCUGGUGGCAGACAUGGUCGGGAAGUCAUGGACAGGUUUUUUCCCCUGGUUUCAGAUCUCCUUUCACCAAGAGGAUUAUUCUAUUUAGUUACCAUUAAACAAAACAACCCAGAAGAAAUUUUGAAAAUAAUGAAGACAAAAGGUCUACAAGGAACCACUGCACUUUCCAGACAAGCAGGCCAAGAAAUUCUUUCAGUCCUCAAGUUCACCAGGUCCUAGCAUACAAUGUGUGCCCAGAGCCACUGGAAACUGAAUACAUUUAGCAUAUUUUGACACUGACGUCAUUCAUUAGUUAACAAGGAAUUUUGCCAGAAAUUUCUCAUUAAAACAAGGUACAAAGGUGAAACAUUCCUUUUUACUCUCUAUAGAGUUAUUUGCACAAGUACAAUUAAAUAUGUAUAUUUAUAAUAUGCAUUUUAAAUAUGAGUUAUGUAUGAAAUAUUUCAGCAUUAUUUAGUAGGCAAUGGAAUUGACCUGGCAAAUGUCUUUUUUUGUCAUACCAGUCAAUAAAGGCAGUUUGCUUUCAGAAGGCAGAGCCAGCAAUACACCUUAAUUGUCGUAUCUCCAGCAUGUCAGUUCUCCAACCCCGCGUCAUAAUUCAGUUCAGGAGGAUCCCGAUUGCCUUUCCCUUCCACAGACUAUUACACUGAUUUGUUACAUGAUGACAUUAUGCUGAUUGGACCUAGUGAGCAAGAAGUAGAAACUACACUAGACAUAGGAGAAAGACAUUGGCAUCAGAGGGUAGGAAAUAAAUAUGACUAAAAUUCAAGGACCUUCUAGCUUAGUGAAAUUGGUAGGGAUCCAGUGACAUGGAGCAUGUUGAGAUAUUUCCUCUAUGGUGAAGGAUAAGUAGUUGUAUCUUGCUGCUCCUGCAGCUAAAAAACAGGCACAAUACUUAGUGGGCCUGUUUUGGUUUUAGAGGCAUCAUUUUCCAGUUUCGUUAGGUUACUCUGGUCCAUUUACCAAAUGACUCAAAACGCUGCUAGUUUUGACUAGGGCCCAGAACAAGAAAAUUCUCUGCAACAGGUCCAGGCUGCUGUGCAAGCUGCUCUGCCCCUUGGACCAUAUGAUCCAGCAGAUCCAGUGGUGUGUAAGUGGCAGUGGCAGAUACGGAUGCUGUUUGAAGCUUCUGUAGGUUUCUAUAGGUGAAUCAUGGUUUAGGAUUUUAGAGCAAAGCCCUGCUAUUACCCACAGAUAAGUAGUCUCUUUUUGAGAAACAGCUCUUGGCCCACUAUUAGGCCUUAGUAGAGACUGAUACUUUAUGAGUCACCAAGUUACCAUGCAACCUGAGCUGCCCAUCAUGAACUGGAUGUCAUGUGGCCCACCAACACACAAAGUUGGAUGAGCACAGCAACACUCCAUCAUCAGAUGGAAAUGGUAUACACAUGACUGGGCCCGAGCAGGGCCCGAGCAGGCCCUGAAGGCACAUGUAAGUUACAUGAAGAAGUAGCUCAAAUUUCCAUAGUCCCCACUUAGGCUCCCUGCAGAACGUUCUCUCUUUCAGCCUGCAUCUGUGGCUUCAUAGGGACUUCCCUAUGAUCAGCUGACAGAGAAAGAGAAGACUUAGGCCUGGUUUACAGAGGGUUCUAUAUGAUAUGUAGCUACCACCCAAAAGUGGACAACUGCAGCACUACAGCUCAUCUCUGGGCCAUCUUUAAGGACAGUGAUGAAGGGAAAUCCUCCCAGUGGACAGAACUUUGAGCAGCCCCCCUGGUUGUUGACUUUGCUUACAAGGAAAGAUGGCCAGAUAUUCAAUUAUAUGCCAAUUCAUGGGCUGCGGCCAAUAGUUUUGUUGGAUGGUCAGGGAGUUGAACAUAACUGAAAAGUUGGUGACAAAUUUGGGAUGAGGUAUGUGGAUAGACACUGAAUGGGCAAAAAGAGUGAAGGUAUUUGUGCCCCAUGUAAAUGCUCACCAAAGGGUUAGCAAAGAAGGAUUUUAAUGAAGUAGACAAGAUGACCUAUUCUGUGGAUACCAGUAGGCCUCUUUCUCCAGCCACCCGUCACCACCCAAUUGUCUCAUGAGCAAAGUAGCCAUGGUGACGAGGAUAGAGGUUAUGCAUGGGCUCAGCAACACAGACUUCUAUUCACAAGGCUGACCUGGCCAAGGCUACCUCUGAGUGCCCAGUGUGCCAGCAAAAGACCAACACUGAGCCCUUGAUAUGAUACCAUUCCCCAGAGUCAUCAGUCAGCUGCCUGGUGGCAGGUUAAUUACAUUGAUCCACUUCCACUGUUGAAGGGAUAGUUUUGUCCUUACUGAAAUAGAACUUAUCUGGAUACAGAUUCGCUUUUCCUUCAUGCGAUGCUUCUAAAACUACCAUCCAUGGACUUACAGAAUGCCUCAUCUAAGACCAUGGUAUUCCACACAGCAUUGCAAGGAACUCACUUUGCAGCAUAAGUGUGGCAAUGAGCCCAUGCUCGUCGAAUUAACUGGUCUUACCAUGUUCCCUACUAUCUUGAAUCAGCGGGCUACAUAGAGCAGUGGAAUAGCAUUUUGAAGACAGUACUGGCACCAGCUAUAUAGCAGUGUCUUGUAGGGCUGGGACAAGGUUCUCUAGAAGGCUGUCUGUGCUCUGAAUCAGCAUCCAGUACAUGAUGCGUUUCUCUUAUGACCGGGAUUCACAGGUCCAGGAAUCAAGGGGUCAAAAUAGAAGGGUCACCAUUAGUCCUACUGACCCACUAGCAAAAUUUUUGCUUCCUCUUCCUAUGACUUAUGCUCUGCUGGCCUAGAAGUCUUACCUAGGGUGGAAUGUUUUCCACCAAGAGACACAAUAAUGAUUUAAUUGAACUGGAAAUUUAAGACUGCUCCUCAGCGAAUUUGGGCUUCUUAAUGUCUCUAACUCAAUAGACAAAGGAGUUAUAGUGCUGGCUGGGUAAUUGUUCCUGAUUACCAGGUAGAAACUGGACUGCUGCCCUAGUAGUGGCAAGGAAAGGUAUGUCAGGAAUACAGGAGAUUCCUUAGGGCAUCUCUUAGUGUUACCAUGCCCUGUGAUUAAGGUCAGUGGAAAACUACAGCCUAAUCCAGACAGAACUGCUGAUGACCCAGGCCUUUCAGAAAUCAAGGUUUGGGUCACCACCGGGUAAGUACCAUGACCAGAUGAGGUGCUUGCUGAAGGCAAAGAGAAUACAGAAUAAGUGGUGGAAGAAAUACCAGCUUUGAUCAUAUAACCAGUCACAGAAACACAGAUUGUGAUUGUGAAAAGAAUGUCCUCCAUAUUUUGCUAUGACAUUUUGUGUGUAUAGCUGUCUUCUUUCUUAUCAUUUCCUUAUUCUGUAACAUAAGAUGCAUUGAUUUUAUAUCAUAGUGUUUAAAUAUUGUUAAUUUUUUAAAUUGGCUCCAAUGCUCAACCUUGAUUAAUUUUAUAUCAUAGUAUUUAAGUUAUGGGAUAUCAAAGAGAGAGUAAACAUCACACGAAGACUUUACCUCCUCUUCUGGGAAAUGGGUUAGUGUGUCUUGGGUAGAAUGCUGGAUUGUUAAUCCUGUUAGAUGGAAUUAUGACCUUGUUAUUAUCUUUAUGUGCCAAUUAAGUAUGGUAUAAGGAGAUGUGUAUGGGUGCCAAAUUGACAAGGGCAGACUUGUGAUGGUUAAUUUUAUAUGUCGACUUGAAUAGUCACAGGGUGCCAGAUAUCUGUUUAAACAUUAUUCCGGAGUGUCUUGAGUGUGUUUACAAAGAAGAUUCACAUUUGAAUUGGGGGACCCAGUAAAGGAGAUUGCCAUCCCCAAGGUGGAUGGGCAUCAUCCAGUUUGUUGAGGGUCUAAAUAGAAUAAAAAGCAGAGGAAGGAAGAAUUCACCCUUUUUUUUCCUUCCUGCCUCACUGUUUGAGCUGUGACAUCUCAUCUCCUGCCCUCAGAUGGAUUUAUAUCAUUGGCUCCCCUCGUCCUCAUGCCUUUGGACUCACACUGAAUUAUACCACAGACCUUCCUGGGUCUCCAGCUAAUAGAUGACAGAUCAUGGGACCACUUAGCCUCCAUAAUCAUGUAAGCCACUUUCUUGUAGUACUGGUAAAAGAUAUAUUAGACCAAUCUAUAAAAUGGAUAGCUGUGAAAGAGAAGGGAGACAGCCAUAUUCCUAGGCAAAUAGGGAAGAGUCCCCAGAGAACCUCCAACUUGCCCAGGUCAUUGUGCACAGGUGGCUUGCCUAAACAUGCCCAAUGUGGAAAAUUCCAUUUCUCAACACAUGUGCAAUAAGGGAAAUAAAUCAAUGUGGACUGGCUUAGACUAAGCACCUGCACAUGCACUGGAAGAAUGGGAUGGAGCCACAAGGAAUUUGUGCCUUAUGCAAGGAAGAAGCUAUGCCUCUUCAGCGCCUGAGAGAGGCCUGGCAUUCCAUUUGUGAGGUGGAAAACCUGCAAGAAGGACCCCUUUUUUUGUGGAGAGCUUACAUAGGGUGGAAUGUUUUAUACUAAGUGACUCAAUAAUGAUUUAACUGAACUGAAAGUUUAAGACUGCUCCUCAGCCACUUUGGGCUUUUCAUGCCUCUAACUCAGUAGACAAAGGAGUUACAAUGCUGGCUGGGUGAUUGUUCUCGACUACCAAGUAGAAACAACUACCAAGUAGACACUUUCACUUAAUAAAUUCUGCCCUCCUCGUC
Molecule: messenger RNA, 5059 nt
Organism: Callithrix jacchus (white-tufted-ear marmoset)
Lineage: Eukaryota; Metazoa; Chordata; Mammalia; Primates; Cebidae
Gene: HEMK2
Product: HemK methyltransferase 2, ETF1 glutamine and histone H4 lysine
Biological process (GO): methylation
Cellular component (GO): eRF1 methyltransferase complex
Molecular function (GO): S-adenosylmethionine-dependent methyltransferase activity; protein methyltransferase activity; nucleic acid binding
Source: RefSeq, a predicted model, not a curated record